This is a messenger RNA of Aaosphaeria arxii CBS 175.79, 1084 nucleotides long. RefSeq lists its product as uncharacterized. The transcript has 2 exons. The record is from RefSeq and is a predicted model, not a curated record. NCBI's taxonomy places the organism in Eukaryota, Fungi, Ascomycota, Dothideomycetes, Pleosporales. The coding region runs from base 1 to 1062 and encodes 353 amino acids.
AUGACGACUACUCAGUCGAACGAGAGCCGCGUCUCUUCCGCUCCAGGCAAUGACAUCGUGCCUGAGCAACGCGUUCUGACCCCACCAGCUCCAUCCAGAGCUCCAACUCCCGAGACUGAGGCCGAGCAGAUGGAUGAUCCCGGGCCUUCAUCAGUGGUUCCAGAAACUACUGCUGCGCAGCAAAGCGAGAUACUGGCCCCCUCAGCCACCGAUGUACCUCAUCCCAUCGCAGGAAGGGCCAGUACGGUCCAAGCACCAUGCCCUGUUCAAACGCAGGUCACUGGAAAUGUUCGGAUUCACACACCGAUCAUGACGCGGGCGUCACGUAUGGUCGAUGAGCUAAAUCCUCAAGACGCUCGGCUCAUCCAAGAAGCCAUCCAGCAAGGACGCAAGGCAGGCUCCGACGUCUACGACUCCGAUCCAGAGGCAGAUUACAAAGAGGAGCUCAAACAGUAUAACAAGAAGAACGUCUAUAGAAACGUUCGAUGGGGCGAUGGUGCAUAUCAAACCAACGCUCCCGAUGACCAAUGGAAGGUCACGAACUUCACUCCAUUUGUUCCCGGUCGCUGGGAGCGCAUGCCCGAUGGCACACUUCGUGACCAGAAGGAGAAGUGCAUUAUCCGAAUCCUCGACCAGCAAGGCAAAAAGCGCAUCUUUUUGAAUCAUCCCCCCAAGGACUGGAAUGAUCAUGCGGCGCUGGCUGCUCUGAACAAGCGAGUCGUUCAGCAGAUUCGCCGCCACACAAAGAUUCGCUUCCGCAACGCUGCUCUCCCCUAUGCUCAGGAGGAGCGCAUUUGGAUCAGCAAGAAUCUCAAGCCCAAUGAGACGAAGCCCUUGAAGGGUUGGGGACGCUUCGUUGCCGAGUUCAACGAAGCAUUCCAGGGCAAAACAUUGGGGGAGUUUCCUCACCAGCCACGCCCAGCCAGGACUCAAUCAUCUCUAAGUAAGGAAGUCGAGCGCUUCGCCAAAAUUUACAAGAGCGGUGAUAUUCCGAUCACAGCAAAGGAGCAAGAGAAUCAAAAGGCUCAGGUUGCCACCCAGGCUGCACGCAAGGUCGUUUGAAUGCAUCGCAUGUUAUGCACCA